Molecule: messenger RNA, 1314 nt
Organism: Schistosoma bovis
Lineage: Eukaryota; Metazoa; Platyhelminthes; Trematoda; Strigeidida; Schistosomatidae
Source: the annotation of a GenBank genome assembly
ACAUUUUCUCAGGUUGCGCCAAGUUCGCGACUUACGUAACUGUCGCAUAUGUAACGGUUGGUGUCGGUUUAAAAAUUUUUAGCUUUACCUCAAUCAAUGAGUGAAUAUAUUCGAAGUCCUCUGAUAAGGUUAAUGUAUGAAAAGUUGGAUCAUCAAAAUAAACAUUCGAACUCAAAUCAUGACCAUGUAGUUACGUUCAAUUAUUUUCAUAAUAUACUUUUUAUGAUAUUUUUAAUCUUAUCAAUGUAGUGGUAUGAUUAUCGCGCUGAAUAUGUAGAUUUUGAACUUCGGGAUAAGUUUAUUAAAUCAAAACAAGAUGAAGAAACUUGCGAAUUUUUAAACAAUUGCUAUGUCAAAUCUGACUGGUUAUUUACACACUUUUACCAUGCUAUUGCUAAAGCUGUUUUAACUUGGUUCAUGACUUCAACUUCUAUAAAUGGUUUAGUUGGUCGUGGUUCUAUGUUUGUUUUCUCAUCAGCACAAUUUCUUCGCUUACUUGAUGUUAACGAUAGCUUCAAGUCGAAUUCUUUACUCGACUUAGGUGCCGGGGACGGCAAUGUGACAUUGAAAAUGGCUCCUUACUUUAAAGAUGUAUUCGUCACAGAAAUUUCUCCAGUUAUGCGUUGGCGUUUAAGUAAACAUGGCUUUACAAUAUUAGACGUUGAUUCUUGGGAAUUAAUGAGCGAAGAAUUGAAUACACCCAAAGUUCCAUCUCACUUUGAUGUUAUUAGUUGUUUAAAUUUGUUAGAUCGUUGUACAGCUCCAAUUACCUUAUUGAAACGAAUUAGUCAAGCUUUGAAACCUACGACAGGAAUUUUAAUUCUUGGAAUAGUUUUACCAUUGAAGCAAUAUGUUGAAACGACUCAUGAUCAACGUCCUAUUGAAGUACUUGAAAUAAUUGAUAGUGAAUUAUGGGAAAUACAAUUAUCUAGUUUAAUUAAUAAUAUUCUUAUACCAGCUAAUUAUCAUGUUUUACGUUGGACACGUUUACCAUAUUUAUGUGAAGGUGAUUUUUCUAAAUCAUUCUAUUAUUUAAAUGAAAUUAUACUUGUUUUACAAUAUUCAAUAUCUAAUAAUUUAAAUAAAUAAAAGGGUUGAUGGUUUCAUAAUCUUUUUAUUAUUAUAUUAAAUUGAAAAUUUUCUAGUUUGGUUGUGUAUUACAUGUGGUUUAUUUAUUGAUUAGUUGAUUGAUUGAUUUUUCAACCGAUUCUUUUAUUGAUACUUUUAUCAAUCUACUGAUUAUUUGUUAAUUUUUAUUGUUGAUGAAAAUUUCAAAUGUACAUGAUUACCAUUAUUAUUAUUAUUAUUAUUAUU